Ascoidea rubescens DSM 1968 is the source of this 2137-nucleotide messenger RNA. RefSeq names its product type 2C protein phosphatase PTC5 (gene PTC5). Gene Ontology annotation, molecular function: protein serine/threonine phosphatase activity. The transcript has a single exon. The record is from RefSeq and is a predicted model, not a curated record. NCBI's taxonomy places the organism in Eukaryota, Fungi, Ascomycota, Saccharomycetes, Ascoideales, Ascoideaceae. Gene Ontology annotation, biological process: protein dephosphorylation. The coding region runs from base 19 to 1947 and encodes 642 amino acids.
GCUCUUGUCGUAUUCAGAAUGGGGUUAUUGGCUAUUCAGUCCAAUGCUAUCAACCAGCAUCUCAAAUACAGAACUCUUCACUGUCUUGCCCAAAGGCGUUUUCUUUCUCAACUCUUGUCCAAAGAUCAUCCUGUUCACAGAAUGAGAAGGCCUUCCAUCAGAAUUGCAAUUGCUUCCAGUAUUUUGAUGUUUUCUUACUACUUGAACACCAGCUUCGAUCUUUCCUUUUUGAAUCCCACUGAUUACUUCAAGAAAAACGUAAUCUACUCUGACACCCCUGCCAAUUCUAACAACAACAGCAACAACAAUAACAGUGGCACCACUCUUUUUACGUCUUUCAGUAUUAGAAACGACUCGAAUUCCUCUAACAUCAACAGCACUGCUUCUAAUGCCUAUUUCUCAACCUAUUCCAACAGUCAAAAGGAUUACAACAAACAAAGUAUAGAUCUACUAUCAGACGAUCAGUUUUUAAAUAUCUUGAGGAAACAUGAGGAAAGCUUUAAUAUCAACAGAAAUAACGGUGUACUAAGAUACGAUAUCUCUCAAUUGCCCUCAAAUAAUCCUGUUGAAGAUGAUCGUUCAGAAAAAAUAGUUCAAAUUCCCUACAAUGAUAAUGAUAACAAUAAAAACAGUAAUAAUGUAAUGGAUUGGAUGCUAUGGGGAAUUUACGAUGGUCAUGCUGGUUGGACAACUUCAAACUAUCUUAAAAACCAUCUACUAGAUACAAUAAUAAACGAGCUAUCUGUUGCCUAUUUAGAAAAAUCCUCUUCUCCUUCUUCUCCUUCUUCUCCCCCUCCUCCUUUUCCUUCCGCUUAUCAAAUUAAAAACUUUGAAAGCCCAUCUCAUUUAUCAAACUCAAUUGAUACUGCUAUCAAAUUAGGGUUUUUGAUCUCCGAUGAUAUUCUAAUCAACAAAAAUAUUCAAUCCCUAUUUUCAAUCUCCGAUAAAAAUUUAAGAACUUCAACCGCUGCUGAACUAUUAAUGCCUGCCUUAUCUGGUUCUUGUGGCUUGGUCUCCUUUUAUGACUCAAAUUCAAAAUUAUUGAAAAUAGCUGUAACUGGUGAUUCCAGAGCUAUUUUAGGCUCCUUCGAUGAUAACUGGACCGUAGAAGCUCUAUCAAUUGAUCAAACUGGUUCAAAUCCACACGAAGCUCAAAGAAUAAGACAUGCUCAUCCGGGUGAAAAAAACGUCAUCUCGAGAGGUAGAGUCCUAGGUUCUUUAGAACCAACUAGAGCAUUCGGAGAUGCAAGAUAUAAAUGGACCUCCGAUUUACAAGAUAAAAUUACAAAAAACUUCUUUGGUAGAAAAUAUUCAGAAAAUUUAAAGACCCCUCCUUAUGUCACUGCUGAACCAGUUAUUCAAAGCAAAAAAAUCGAUCCAAAAACUCACAAGUUUCUAGUCUUAGCAACUGAUGGUUUGUAUGAAUUAUUGUCAAAUGAGGAAAUCGCUGGUUUAGUCAUAAGAUGGAUGCAGAGAAAAAAUUUUAAUAACAUUCAGUCCUCAGUUUCCAAGAGCAACUCAUCUUCUGCCUCAAAAUUGGGCUGGAAUCUUUUACACCCCUUCUCAUCUAAUACCUCAGCUGAAAAUAUAAAACAGUUACCCAAUGUAACUGAUGUAACUGACAAAGAACAAUCUGCCUUUUUGAAACCCCCUUUUAGAUCAAAAUCAGAUAAUAAAUUGCAAAACGAAAUUUUCCUCGAUGAUGAAAAUUGUGCAACCCAUUUAAUCAGAAAUGCCUUGACGAAUUGCAACACAAAAAACAUUGAUCAAGGUAAAAUGCUAUUAAGUGUGCCAUCUCCCUGGUCGAGAAGAUAUAGAGACGACUUGACUGUCACCGUUAUCUUCUUUGGUGAUCAAGAUUCAAUAUCUCACAAGAUCAAUAUCGAUGGCAAAAUUGAAUCCAAUCUCGAGGCUACAAAAGGUGGUCGUUCUUCUCCUAAAUUAUAAAUAUGCUAAAUUCGUCUCCCAUUCUUUCCAAUUUUUUUACUCAGGUUUCUUGUUUCAUUAUAUAUAUAUAUAUAUUAUUAUUAUUCAUCUUUUAUAUUAUUUAGUAAUUGUUCAAUAACCAUUUCAUCUUGUUUCUAUUUAUUUUGUUUUUUUAUUAUUUUGUUUUUUUAUUAUUUUGUUUUUGUCUCAG